Molecule: messenger RNA, 369 nt
Organism: Penicillium oxalicum
Lineage: Eukaryota; Fungi; Ascomycota; Eurotiomycetes; Eurotiales; Aspergillaceae
Exons: 1
Coding region: 1-369 (122 amino acids)
Source: RefSeq, a predicted model, not a curated record
AUGAGGCUUUGGCGACCCUUUCAUUCUAAUGUUUCUUACUACGCUGCAUAUAAUACUUUCUUCCCGAAUCUAUGUCUCUGGCGUCGCCUGUGGCCAGUCUUGAUGAACAUCAUCUCAAUCACACCAUCCUGGCUUGUUUCCUCGUGCUCUUGCCUGUUAACUUGUGCUCUCUUCGUCUUGCUCUUUGGACUCUUCAUGCCAGAAGAGCGAUACCCAAGUCUCCCAUUUGAUGUUAUCACGCGCCUUUCUCAGAAUCAGACGCCCAGCUCCUCGAGUCCCUUGGUUGUAUUUGACAAAUUUAAUGGUACCCGCCGCUUCUUCACAACUUAUGUUCUUAGUAAAGUUCGAUUAGUGUUCUUCUGCCUGUGA